AAGUAGGAAAUUGUGACUGGCAGUGCUUCCAGAACUAGUCACUUCUCUUCUCCCUCCCUUUAACCUACAUCUGAUACUAGUUGAAGAUCUAAUGAAGUACCUGGACCCUCAGUAUAUCGACCGAAUGGCCGUUCCCGAUGCCGUGAAACUGCAGUUCAUUUUAGCAGAGGAGCAGUUUAUCCUUAGCCAAGCUGCCCUCCUGGAACAGGUGCACAGCCUCCAGCCGUACCUGGACAGCGCCCACAUCAAAGCUGUUCCUGACCAUGCUGCCAAGCUGCAGCGACUCACUCAGAUCCACAUACAGCAGCAGGACCAGGGUGAAGCCGUCACUGAGAACGUCCGGGCGCUCCUGGAAGACUACAAUCAAAUGACGCUGCUGCUGUCCAAGCAGUUCGUGCAGUGGGAUGAGAUGCUGGCGCGGCUGGAAGCGGCCAGGCAGGUGACGCCUGUGGCGGAGUGAUGGCCGUGCUGUGUUGCCUGGAGAAAUGCUGCCUGGUGCCCCAGGGCAGCACCGAGCCUGGGUGGGCUGGGGGGGAUGCAGCUGUGUUUGCACUGCAGGUCCCAAGAUGCACUGCUCCGGCCUGGCUGCUUGGAGCAGAGCACUGCAUGCUGGGAUUUGUAGUCUGUGCGAUGGAGGUGGCUGCCCGUGCUGCCAGCGGCUCUUGUAGCCCACGUUGGCCUGUGGGCUGCACCUUGUUCUCCUCGACCUUCUCCAAAAUGGAGCUCCGUGCCCGGUGCCCUGUUAGGACUGGGCUGUCUGCACUGACCUGCCCUUCCAGGGAAUACCUUUGCCGUCUAACUUAUUCAGCCUCCCCGCUCUGCGCGCUGGGUGGGACGUGAGGGAAACGGAUCCAUCACCCUUACUUAUGGUCCUGAAUAAAAUCCUAAAACCUUG
Messenger RNA from Pelodiscus sinensis (Chinese soft-shelled turtle), 895 nucleotides. Lineage: Eukaryota; Metazoa; Chordata; Testudines; Trionychidae. The record is from RefSeq and is a predicted model, not a curated record.